AUGGAACAGCGCUCUAACGUUCUUCAAUUGAAAUACAAUGAGUACAAACAAAUCAUGGAAGAUCUGCAGUCCAAAAUCAUAGAGCUAGGAAAUGACAAGGAUGAGCAUGAUGUGGUCUUAUCAACGCUGGUAGCUACGGAUGCGGAACGUAAAUGCUACAGAAUGAUCGGUGGAGCAUUGGUGGAAACAAAUGUGGGUUCUACAAUCCCGGUCCUCGAAACUAAAGAGAAAAAUCUAGCCAGCACAAUAUCCGCAAUGAAAGUCGAACUGAUAAAAACUGCGGAGGAGUUCGAAAAAUGGAAAAAAGAUAACAAGAUUCAAGUGGUGAGGCAGUGA
Molecule: messenger RNA, 336 nt
Organism: Lachancea sp. 'fantastica'
Lineage: Eukaryota; Fungi; Ascomycota; Saccharomycetes; Saccharomycetales; Saccharomycetaceae
Source: the annotation of a GenBank genome assembly